Molecule: messenger RNA, 1524 nt
Organism: Olea europaea var. sylvestris
Lineage: Eukaryota; Viridiplantae; Streptophyta; Magnoliopsida; Lamiales; Oleaceae
Exons: 3
Coding region: 8-1516 (502 amino acids)
Molecular function (GO): acetylglucosaminyltransferase activity
Source: RefSeq, a predicted model, not a curated record
UCAAGAAAUGAAACCUCAAGGAGCCAUGAAAGAUUUCGAAUCCCUUCUUUGUCUCUGCAAUAUCAAAACGACAACAUUAUUCAAACUCAUAAUUUCCUUCAUUAUUUUCCUUUCAUUUUCAUAUGUUUUUAACUCAAUAAAUCUCACGUCUUUUAGCAUUCAAUCCCUAGAGAAAUCACUGAGAAACUCGAGUUCCAUCUUCGUUCAAAACCCUGCAGAAAAAAGCGCCGGAAAUUUCCAGACUUACCCUAUAAAACCCCAAGAGAAGACACAACUCCGUCACAUUGUUUUUGGCAUUGCAUCUUCAUCAAAACUAUGGAAACACAGGAAGGAAUAUAUCAAACUAUGGUGGAAACCAGAGGAAAUGCGCGGGUUCGUAUGGCUAGAUAAGCCUGUAAAACGAAGCACAGACGAUAAGCAAUGCCUUCCUUCAGUGAAAAUAUCGAGUAGUACAUCGAAAUUCAAGUACAAAAACUCAAUCGGUGAUCGGUCCGCGAUAAGAAUGUCUCGAAUAGUAUCAGAAACAGUGAGACAAGGGUUGGAUGAUGUUAGGUGGAUUGUUUUGGGGGAUGAUGAUACGUUUUUCUUUGCUGAGAAUUUGGUUAGGGUUUUGUCAAAAUAUGAUCAUAACCAGUUUUAUUAUAUUGGAAAAUCAUCUGAAACUCAUAGGCAGAAUAUACAUUUUUCUUAUAAUAUGGCUUAUGGGGGUGCUGGUUUUGCCAUUAGUUAUCCAUUGGCAAAAACCCUAGAAAAAAUGCAAGAUAGGUGUUUACACAGAUACCCUAAAUUGUACGGCUUAGAUGAUAGAAUUCAAGCUUGCAUGGCUGAACUUGGAGUUCCACUCACGGUAGAAAUGGGAUUUCAUCAGCUGGAUAUUUAUGGCGAUGCCUUUGGGCUCUUGGCGGCCCACCCAAUUGCGCCACUACUCUCGCUCCACCAUCUCGAUGUGAUCGAGCCCAUUUUCCCCAACACGGGCCGGAUCCAAUCCCUUCGACGUCUCAAAAUGCCGAUGAAGCUCGACUCGGCUGGGCUCAUGCAACAGUCCAUUUGCUACGACAGUGUCAAAAACUGGACUAUAUCUGUGUCAUGGGGCUAUGCAACCCAAAUUUUUCGGGGCAUAGUUCCGGCCCGCGAAAUGGAAAUUCCUUUAAGAACCUUUGCCAAUUGGUAUAGAAUGCAUAAUGAGGUUGGCUUCUCAAUGAAAACUAGACCUCUUAGCACAAAUGCAUGUCGAAGGCCAUUUGUGUACUUACUGUCCAAUGCCAUAUAUAAUCGGGCAACAAAUCGAACGGCGAGCGAAUAUGUUAAGAUUCAAAAUCGAAACUCAGAAUGCAACUGGAAGGAGACAGCCAAUCCUUCUCAUGUUUGGAGAGUGGAAGUAUACAAAAUGCGUGAACCCAAUUUAUGGGACAAGCCUCCUAGGAGAAACUGCUGCAGAGUGUUGCCAUCAACAAAGGAAGGAACAAUUGCAGUUGAAGUCGGUGAAUGCAGAGAAGGAGAAAUUAUUGAAUUGUAGAUAAAGAG